Messenger RNA from Peromyscus maniculatus bairdii (prairie deer mouse), 456 nucleotides. The record is from RefSeq and is a predicted model, not a curated record. NCBI's taxonomy places the organism in Eukaryota, Metazoa, Chordata, Mammalia, Rodentia, Cricetidae.
AUAGCUAUUUCGGGUCUUGGCUCCAAGAACACCCAAAACAAAGCAAAAGAAAAAAAAAAAGGAAAAAGGGCCAAAAAGGGCCACGGCCACGUGCAGCCAAUUCACUGCAAGAACUGUGUCCGGUGUGUGCCCAAGGACAAGGCCAUUAAGAAGUUCGUCAUUCGGAACAUUGUAGAGGCCGCUGCCGUCAGGGACACAUCCAAAGCAAAUGUCUUCGAUGCUUAUGUGCUUCCGAAACCCUGUGUCAAGCUGCAUUACUGCGUGAGCUGUGCUAUUCAGAGCAAGGUAGUCAGGCCUUUGAAGGACUGAACACCCCCACCAUGAUUUAGACCUGCUGGUGCGGCACCACCAUUUCCACCAAGGCCCGUGUAAAGAGGUGGCUUCAUAAAGGCAGAAGAAAAAAAAAAAAAAAAAAGAAAAAAACACCUUGGAAAGAUAAAAUGGGACUUACACUUU